AUGGAUGUAGCUGAUAGAAUAGUUGUUGCUAUAAGAAAAAGGCCUCUAUCAUAGAAGGAAAUUAUUAAAAAGGAGGAAGACAUAAUAAUUGUGCAAAACGAUAACAGUGUGAUCGUUAAAGAAAUUAAAUAAAAAGUAGACCUCACCAAGUAUAUUGAAGAACAUUAAUUUAACUUUGAUCUUACUUUCAAUUAAAAUCAUUCGAAUGAAUAAGUUUACAUCAAUGCUGUAAGACCCAUAAUUCGUGCAGCCUUUUAAAGAGCCAAAGUGACUUGUUUUGCAUAUGGAUAGACAGGAAGUGGAAAGACAUACACAAUGAUAGGAGAUAUUGAGAGACAAAUACCUGGAAUGUAUUUAUUGGCCGGUUAAGAUAUAUUUUAAAUAAUUGAAAUGGAAGAAUAUACUCAUCUUCAAGUGUAUGUUUCAUUUUUUGAAAUUUAUUGUGGAAAAUUGUUUGAUUUAUUAUCUUAAAGGAAUUAAAUCUAAUUAAGAGAGGAUGCAAAUGGGAAUGUGAAUAUGAUAAAUUUAAUGGAGAAAAAAAUAAAUUCUGUUUAAUAAUUAAUGCAAUUCAUUUAGUUGGGGUAGAAUGUUAGAAUUACAGCAUCAAAUAGUUCAAAUUCAGAAUCAUCAAGGUCCCAUGCCAUACUAUAAGUGAGUUUAAAAUCAGGGAAGACACUGCAUGGAAAGAUGUCAUUCAUUGAUUUAGCUGGUAGUGAGAGAGGAGCUGAUGUUUAAGAUCAAAACAAGUAAACCAGAAUAGAUGGGGCUGAAAUUAACAAGUCAUUGUUAGCAUUGAAAGAAUGCAUAAGAGCAUUGGAUUUGAAUAAAAACCAUACCCCAUUUAGAGGAUCGAAAUUAACUUUGGUAUUAAAAGAUAGUUUGACUGGUAAUUGUAAAACUGUUAUGAUUGGAAAUAUAUCUCCGAGUUCUCAUAGUAGCGAACAUACUCUUAAUACUCUUAGGUAUGCAGAUAGAGUGAAAGAGUUAAAAAAACCUGAAAACAGAAUUUUUUAAGGAGAAUUGAUGUAAAGAGAAUUAAUGUUGGCUAGAUAAACAAAAAAUGUUACGAGAAAACAAUUUAAUAAAGAAGAAGAUUAAGAAAAUGCGAGAAAUUUCAGUCCAAUUUCAAAUAUUAAAAGACAAUCAUUAUAACCAUUACAUCAGUCUACUUAAAUGUUCAAUAAUCAGAAUUUCAAUUAAUAAAAAGAGAUCAGAAAGAGUGAUAUCUCUUCUGCUAUCAAUAAGUUUAAUUUAGCUUCAAUUCCAUCUAUUAAUGUAAAUUUCAAUAAGACUUAAUAAAUUAAUCCAAAUAAUUAUUUUCCAACUCAUUAAAGGGUAAAUUCUGAAAGUACUUACAAUCACGAUUACGAUCAUUUCGAUAAAAACUAAAAUAAUUUGUUCUUAAAAACUUAGAAUUUCUCUUAAUCAAAAUAAUCGAUUGAUUUAAUAACACUAAAUUAAUUAAACUGCUACUUACAGUGAUCUAUUUAGUGAAUCGCCUUAUCAAUCAUAAUAGGAAUAAGGAUUUCGACAAUUAAAUCAAUAAGCUGUCUAACAAAGUUAAGAAUUGGAAGAAGAGUUUGAUUAUUCAAACACUUAACAAUCAUAUCGACCAGGACAUAUUAAUUGUUCCUCCAUAGUUUAUGAUCACAAGAAUUUAAUAGAUAAAAUUAUUGAGAUAUCUAAAUUAGAAAUGAAAGAAAUAACAAUUUAUGAGAAUUAGAAGGACUUACAAUCCUAUUUGUAAACAAUAUCUCAAUAAACUGCAAUAAAAGGCGGAGUUAAUCCAAGAAUUCUAACAAAAGGUUUUUGAAAUGUAAUAGUAAAGUCAACAUUGGACAUUUCAACCUAAUGAUAGCUAAAAUAGAGAUGAAUUAUUUCAAUAUACUAAUUACUGAGUUAAUAAUAAAUAUAUAUAUA
Molecule: messenger RNA, 1920 nt
Organism: Paramecium tetraurelia
Lineage: Eukaryota; Ciliophora; Oligohymenophorea; Peniculida; Parameciidae
Exons: 6
Biological process (GO): microtubule-based movement
Molecular function (GO): ATP binding; microtubule motor activity; microtubule binding
Source: RefSeq, a predicted model, not a curated record